AUGCGCCUCACUUUGUCACUUUGCUGCUUUAAUCUGCUUUUAGUGCUUGAUUAUGUUAGAGGAAAACCUAUUUCUGAUUUACAGAGUUUGAAGCAGAUUUUGGAAGAGAUCGACGACAUGCCUCAUCGCUCUUCAGAGGAGAUGCAAGAUAGCGGCGGCAAUGCAGAGAAGUCAAAGCAUGACGCUUCAGAGGGGCAUCCGUGGGACUCCUCCGACCCCAGCAACUCGGCACUGGAGGCUAAAGCAGAUGUCCUUGCCCUUUUCUUCAAAGACCUCUUCCGGACCUCCAAGCGUUCCUGGGGCCGCUUCAAGAAAGGCAGGCUGAGGAGCUGCUUCGGCGUCCGCUUGGAUCGGAUCGGGUCUUUCAGCGGAUUGGGAUGUUGA
Phycodurus eques (leafy seadragon) is the source of this 384-nucleotide messenger RNA. It is a transcript of the gene nppal, whose product is annotated as natriuretic peptide A-like. Gene Ontology annotation, molecular function: hormone activity; hormone receptor binding. Gene Ontology annotation, cellular component: extracellular region. The transcript is spliced from 2 exons. NCBI's taxonomy places the organism in Eukaryota, Metazoa, Chordata, Actinopteri, Syngnathiformes, Syngnathidae. The record is from RefSeq and is a predicted model, not a curated record. Bases 1 to 384 code for a protein of 127 amino acids.